Messenger RNA from Nycticebus coucang (slow loris), 6821 nucleotides. RefSeq names its product coiled-coil domain containing 186 (gene CCDC186). NCBI's taxonomy places the organism in Eukaryota, Metazoa, Chordata, Mammalia, Primates, Lorisidae. Gene Ontology annotation, cellular component: trans-Golgi network. The transcript is spliced from 16 exons. Bases 247 to 2946 code for a protein of 899 amino acids. Gene Ontology annotation, biological process: vesicle cytoskeletal trafficking. Gene Ontology annotation, molecular function: small GTPase binding. The record is from RefSeq and is a predicted model, not a curated record.
GUUGAUGUGUCAGCUCCGCGGGUGCUCCGGGAAACUGCGGUGGAGAGAGAAGUGACGGCUCUCUUCCUUGCUGCUAUCUCUCCCUCCCACUCCUGUUCUGCCGGACCCCGCUAUGAAGAAGUUGGCUCCUAAGCUAGAACUUCAGCGGCUUCGUUAGGGCGUGGCCUGAGGCUGAGAAAAGUGCGAUGUAAAACGAAGAUCAGGAGCAGAUUUGAAGACGCCCAAAGUGAACUGGUGCCAGUCACUAUGUCUGAGACAAAGAACGUAGCUGCCAUUCCCUCUGAUAAAAAUAUUGGGAAAACAUCUGAAUUAAAGGACGACUCAUGUAGCUCGUUUUCUGGUGAUGAAAGAAGCAGAUCAGAAAAUGAAUUCAAACUAUUGUCAUUCAACUCUGAAAAAACUUUAUGUCAGCCUAACAAACAUAAUAAUCAAAUUGAAACUCAGGGAAACUAUAAUCCAGAUUAUGGUGGAGGUGAGGAUUCUUGUGCUAAAACAGACACAUGUCCAGAAAAUCCUGAACAAACAGGUGAUUUUCCUAGUGGAGACUUUGCAAAGCAAAUUUCAGAAACAAAUGAAACAGAACAGACAGUAACGCAAAUAUUGGAGAAAUUAAGGUCAUCUACGUUUACAGAAGCAGCUAAUCAAAAGACUUUUUCAGAAAGUCCUUAUGAUACAGACUGCACCAAGAAACUUAUUUCAAAGAUAAAGAGUGUUUCAGCAUCAGAGGAUUUAUUGGAAGAAAUAGAAUCUGAGCUCUUAUCUGCAGAGUUUGCCGAAGAACACCGAGUACCAAAUGGGAUGAAAAAGGGAGAGCAUGCAUUAGUUCUCUUUGACAAGUGUGUGCAAGACAAGUAUUUGCAGCAGGAACACACCAUAAAAAUGUUAAUUAAAGAAAAUAAGAAGCAUCAGGAUCUCAUCUUAGACAUUUGUUCAGAAAAAGACAAUUUAAGAGAAGAACUAAAAAAAAGAACAGAAACAGAGAAGCAGCAUAUGAGCACAAUUAAACAGUUAGAAUCAAGAAUAGAGGAACUUAAUAUGGAAGUUAAAGUUUCCAAAGAUAAACUAGUAGUUCAAGACCUUGCAGCAAAAAAUGCAAUUCAGCAGUUACACAAAGAGAUGGCACAACGGAUGGAACAGGCCAACAAGAAAUGUGAAGAGACUCGCCAAGAAAAAGAAGCAAUGGUAAUGAAGUAUGUAAGAGGUGAGAAGGAAUCUUUAGACCUUCGAAAGGAAAAAGAGACACUUGAGAGAAAACUUAGAGAUGCAAAUAAGGAAUGUGAGAAAAACACUAACAAAAUUAAGCAGCUUUCUCAAGAGAAAGGACGGUUACACCAGCUAUAUGAAACAAAGGAAGGUGAAACAACCAGACUCAUCAGAGAAAUAGACAAAUUAAAGGAAGAUAUCAACUCUCACAUCAUUAAAGUAAAAUGGGCACAAAACAAAUUAAAAGCUGAAAUAGAUUCACACAAGGAAACCAGAGAUAAACUGAAAGAAACAACAACAAAAUUAACACAAGCAAAGGAAGAAGCAGAUCAGAUACGAAAAAACUGUCAGGAUAUGAUAAAAACGUAUCAGGAGUCAGAAGAAAUUAAAUCACAUGAGCUUGAUGCAAAGCUUAGAGUCACAAAAGGAGAACUUGAAAAACAAAUGCAAGAAAAAUCUGACCAGCUAGAGAUGCAUCAUGCCAAAAUAAAAGAACUAGAAGAUCUGAAGAGGACGUUUAAGGAGGGUAUGGAUGAGCUACGAACACUCAGAACAAAGGCAAAAUGUCUGGAAGAUGAACGAUUAAGAACAGAAGACGAAUUAUCAAAAUAUAAGGAAAUUAUUAAUCGCCAGAAAGCUGAAAUUCAGAAUUUACUGGACAAAGUGAAAAUUGUAGAUCAGAUACAGGAGCAGCUUCAAAGAGGUAAACAAGAAAUUGAAAAUUUGAAGGAAGAAGUGGAAAGUCUUAAUUCCUUGAUUAAUGACCUACAGACAGACAUCGAAGGCAGUAGGAAAAGAGAAUCUGAGCUACUGCUGUUUACAGAGAAGCUCACUAGUAAGAAUGCACAGCUUCAGUCUGAAUCCAAUUCUUUGCAGUCACAAUUUGAUAAACUUUCCUGUAGCGAAAGUCAGUUACAAAGCCAAUGUGAACAAAUGAAACAAACAAAUACUAACUUGGAAAGUAAAUUGUUUAAAGAGGAGGAGCUACGAAAAGAAGAAGUUCAAACUUUGCAAGCUGAACUUACUUCUAGGCAAACAGAAGUUACAGCGCUGAGUACCCAGGUAGAAGAAUUAAAAGAUGAGUUAGUAACUCAAAGACGUAAACACACCUCUAGUAUCAAGGAUCUUACCAAACAACUUCAGCAAGCAAGAAAAAAAUUAGAUCAAAUUGAGAAUGGAAGUUAUGAUAAAGAAGUCAGCAGCAUGGGAAGUCGUUCUAGUUCAUCAGGGUCCCUUAAUGCUCGCAGCAGUACAGAAGAUAGAUCUCCAGAAAAUACCAGGUCAUCAGUUGCUGUGGAUAACUUUCCAGAAGUAGACAAGGCCAUGUUGAUUGAGAGGAUAGUUAGGCUGCAGAAAGCACAUGCCCGGAAAAAUGAAAAGAUAGAAUUUAUGGAAGACCAUAUCAAACAAUUGGUGGAAGAAAUUAGGAAAAAAACAAAAAUAAUUCAGAGUUACAUUUUACGGGAAGAAUCAGGCACACUUUCUUCAGAGGCAUCUGAUUAUAACAAAGUCCAUUUAAGUAGACGGGGUGGCAUCAUGGCAUCUUUAUAUACGUCCCAUCCAGCUGAUAGUGGAUUAACAUUGGAACUCUCUCUGGAGAUCAACCGAAAAUUACAGGCUGUUUUGGAAGAUACAUUACUAAAAAACAUUACUUUGAAGGAAAAUCUGCAAACACUUGGAACAGAAAUAGAACAUCUUAUUAAGCACCAGCAUGAACUAGAACAGAGGACAGAGAAGACCUAGCACAAAGCUCCUGCUCAGUAAACAGAUACAGCCACACCAGAGCGGGGGCCACUCACCAGUGGUGUUGGGAACUUUUCCCUGCUUUGUGUGUUAGCCAGUAAACUUGGUUUGCUUCGUCUGUACAAAAAAAUGUAUCCUUUUACACUAUGAAUGCAUUGCUGUAUAUACUGUAAGAGUGUAAGCUUUGAUGAAAUUGGUUUUGUACAGUACAUACAAUAGCCUGUCAUUGAUUCUAAACUACUUAAUUUGCUCACAGUCAUAUGAAGUGCUGAACAUUACUAAAGGGCUUUUUAAAAAAACCCUUGUCCAUAUUUCUUCCUUUUAAAAUAUAGAAUGUCAAAAAUAAUUCAAGUUUUUAAAAAGAAUGUAUGAAAAGACAGGUGUUAAUCAUUCAGUAUUAUGCUAUUUCUCCAACAUCGACAAAUAAAGAAAUGAUAAAAAUUUGUGUUUUGACAUUCCACUAUAACAUUUGGUUGUAUUUUAGGGAUACAUAUGAUUAUUUAAAUCUUUUAAUUUCAAUUUUAAUGAAAACUGGACUUACUAGGAAAGCUAUUGGUAACUAGCAAUGAUUAGGCAUUAUAUGCCUUGGUCAGGUUUCUUUAUUUGUGUUAGGUACAUUUUUUCCAGAUUCAGAUUGAGUUAAUAGUAGAAUUUUUUAAAUCUCUAGUUAUUUAUAAUAUGAUUUUAGUUACAUGUUUAUUUAGAAAAUUCCUGUGGACUUCAGUUAUAUCUUAAAAUGUGAAGUGUAACUAAUCAUUAGAACAGAGAUGAACAAUUCUUGACAGUGAAGUACGUUAGCUUUAUUGACAUUGUGCAUAAAUAAAUGUAAUAGUGUUUAAGAUAUUUAUAAAGAUCCAGUUCCCAAGAAAAAUCAGUAUAUGGCACAAUUAACCAUUUCAUUUGAGCACCAUUCUUUACUAUUGAUAUAAUUAAUUAUGUAAUAGAGUGAAGUAAUGAUACAGUUCCCCUAAAUGUAAUGUUUUGCUAUAUUUAUUUAAAACACAAAAUAAUUAUAUUUCUGUAACCAAAGGAAUUUUAGAGCCAAAUUUUUCUAUCAUGUUGGAUUUUUGCAAUACUUAUUUAAGAUGUACAUUUAAAUGUUGCCAGCCAUAGUAUUUUUAUGUCACUGAAUUUUUUCUUACGUUUUGUAAUUUUUCACUUUAGUUCCUGAGUAUGAUAUUUCAUAUUUCAUUUCAUUCGGAUGAUUAAUAAGUUACCUUGGCUAUGUACACAUGAUAUAGCAAUUCUAGUCUCAUUUUUUUCCUCCCCUUAAGGGAAUUAAUCUUUAGGAUGAUAGAUUAAAAGCCUUUAAAGAAUUAUAUGGGCUCUAAAAGUCAAAUUCAUGGUGGCAAUGUUCUUUUACUGGGUUUUAACUUUUUUUUAACAACUUAACAUUGUUUUCAAAGAUAAUUUCCUAAGGAUUAGGCGAUUUAAUGUAGUGUUUUAUUUUUCUGUAUGUUGAGUCAGAUGUUGUCAUCCAAAAAAAAAUACCAUUUUUUCACUUCAAAAUGAAAAUAUACAUAUGCAUAUUUUUAAAAUAGUUGUGAAAAGUACUAGUACUACCACAAUGCAUCUUGCUCUUUUUACAAAUAAUAAUUUAUCAAAAUAAAAUAAGAGGGAAAGUGUAACCAAAUCUGAAUCUUUUUUCCGCUUAUUUCUAACAUACUAUUGACACUCCUAAAGGCUACGUAAUGUAGGGAAUGUAACUAAAUUUUUCUGCUUCUCAUAUGAUAUAGAUUGAUAGACCACAAUAUUUUUUUCUUGAGACACAAAGUAUACAGUGGAGACCAAAUAGAUGAGAUUAAUAGUGUCCUAUUUCUUUACACUUUAAAUAUAUACAAUGACUACAGACACAAACAGGACAUUUCAGUAUUAAUGUUUGUGCCACCAUCUAUUUUACGAGCUUUAAUGUGAGCCAAUUUUAGAAGAAAGUUGCUAUAAACCAUACAUUGGCUAUGUUACUGUUUCUCCAUAAAUGUAAGAAACUAUGAAGAAAACGCCUCAUUUCCCUUUUGUUCUUCAGUUUCUGCCAUAUCUUUUUGUGUGUAGAUCAGUACUGAGCAAAUAUAUCAGAUACCUGUCUAGACUAAUUCACAAGCAGCUCCUGAUAUGAGGAUCUAGGGCCUCCUGCCUGUUACUAUAAUGAAGAUGUGGAGCAAAGAAAAGUGUGUCUGGAAAAUGAGGAAUGGUCUGGAUAAAUCUGCAGUCUUGGGAGAAGUUUUAUGUUUAUUAUAAUACACAUUAAAGGCUAUUCUGAUUAGUUAGCAAUAUUUUGGUAUCCUUGAGCAAGAGAAGAUUUGUGUGUGUGUAUAUACACUUCACUAGCGUCUAAUUUUGAAUACUUGGUGUGACUCCCUUUCCCCAUACUUUCUCAGACGUUGAGCCUAUUCAGUUUUGAAGAUCGAAGGUGAUGAGGUUGGGCAGAAGAAUGUGUUUGAACUUUGGUGGCUUUUUGUUUUUUUUUGCUUUUACUUUCUGUGUAAUCAUUUAAAAUUACUUAGCUUGAAAUUAAAUUUUAUCAGGUUACCAAGAUGUUAAUCAGUGAAUAAACACAUUUAUUGAAUACCUAUACUAUUGUAUAAGUACCAUACAAGGUAUGGUAGUUCUAUGUAUGAGCAGACCAGCCUGGGAAGUUCCGUCCUCUGGGAACUUAAGGUCUAAAGAAAAUAGCCGGGAGACAGUAGGAGCAGGUCUUGGGCCUCUGUAGCUUAUAACCAGCUCCUUAAAACUGGGCUGAGAAGGCUGCAAGUACAUGGCCCAGACAUCUCACGCUGGCACAAAGCUUUGGAAAACUGAAUCUCUACUGAGGUAUGCUGAGAACAAACUGGUGUUCUCAUGGUGGCCCUGCACAUUUCGUAACUUUUGUCAUAAUUCCCUGUUUAAUUCUUUUUAAGAAAAAGGAAAAAGAAACCAUAAAAUGACAUUAGGUUUUUACCGUUUUAGUAAAUAAUCAGUGCCUAAUUGAUGCUCAUAAAAAUGAAUCUAACCAUGUUAUACAUAUUUCUGAACUUCAGUUUGCAAUAUAUUAUUUUCUUAAAAAAUUUGCAUGUAGGGCGGCGCCUGUGGCUCAGUGAGUAGGGCGCCGGCCCCAUAUGCCGAGGGUAGCAGGUUCAAACCCAGCCCCGGCCAAACUGCAACAAAAAAAUAACCGGGCGUUGUGGCGGGUGCCUGUAGUCCCAGCUGCUCGGGAGGCUGAGGCAAGAGAAUCGCGUAAGCCCAAGAGUUAGAGGUUGCUGUGAGCCAUGUGACGCCACGGCACUCUACCAAGGGCAGUAAAGUGAGACUCUGUCUCUACAAAAAAAAAAAAAAGUUUGCAUGUAAAUUUAGACAAAGAUUUAUCACUAGAAGGAAAAAGUUAGAAACCAUUAAUAUUAUAAGUAUUAUAUGUGCUACCCUGGUAAAAAUAUUUUUAAAAAUCAUGUUGUCAUUCAUACUUUAUAAAUGUUGCCUCCAGUAGUCUAUUUUUCAAUAACAAACAGUUUUUGUUAAACUAAGAUUGUUAGUUUUUCACUAACACCAGUUGGUGGCACUAGAAACCUGAAGUUUUUCAAGGAUGAACGAGAGAAAUAAGGAAGUCUGCAAACACGAAGAAUUUUCAGGAAAAUAAAUGAAAAUUGUAUGUAAAAGAUGUAUUUUCCUUCUGGAAUGGAAUUCUUUUUAAAAAUGCACGUGGCUGUCCAUUUUGACUGCAGUCAUGAAACUUGUUUAUCUUCCAGAGGAUGUAUAUAUAUGUGUGUGUGCGCGCGCACUGUACAGAUAACAUUUAAUUUGAUUACACUGUUCAUUUUGUAAAUGUUUCUGUAUAAAAUGAAGCUUUUCCUAGAGGAUUCUAUGUAUAUAUUGUACUUAUUAAAUAGGUAAUGCCUGUUUACCAA